CAGGCACAUACCCGCACCGAUGGGAUUGCGGGAGACGACACACAUGCGCUGUUGAAGCCGUUUCUGCGGUCAGUGGUGCUGAAUGAGACGCUAGUGGAGCUAUCGCCCGAAGACGAACUCAACAAAGAGCGGUGGAGUGCAUUGGAUUCGCAGGCGAUCGCGUCAAUGUGUCUGCGAUACGGUACAUCUAGCGGGGAGAACUUCUUUCUCUCCGAAGCCGCCCGUGGAUCCGCCCAGACCACGACGAACCAGAUGUGGGCCUUAGCCAAAGGCAAAGACACCCACACGCCCAAUGGCGGCAGCAUUGACAACAACUUCGACGACAACAACAUCAACAACAACAUCAACAACACCUCGGCCGAUGAGUCAUCCUCCAGUGGUACCGAACUGCCGAUCACCGGUGACGUCAACGAUGACGUACGCGGUCGCGCACGAGGCAUGGCAUCACCGCCGCGCAGUAACAGCACACCACUGUAUAUACCGUUUACACAACAACACACUCCCAAGAGCGGGGGCAGCACUCACGGCAUGCCGCCCGCCAAAUACGCCGACGAUAUCAAUGCAGACACAGGAGAGGUUAGAGGACAGGUGGUAACGGACGAUACGAAAAGAAGUGGGCCAAUGGCUGCGGAGGGGUCGUCGGCAGUUGGGAGGCACGCCUCUGCCCCCCCUCAGCCGUCGUCACCAUAUGCCCAGG
Sphaeroforma arctica JP610 is the source of this 697-nucleotide messenger RNA. RefSeq lists its product as hypothetical. NCBI's taxonomy places the organism in Eukaryota, Ichthyosporea, Ichthyophonida. The annotation marks the transcript as partial. The record is from RefSeq and is a predicted model, not a curated record. The transcript has 2 exons.